This is a messenger RNA of Notolabrus celidotus (New Zealand spotty), 1252 nucleotides long. RefSeq names its product neuromedin U (gene nmu). Gene Ontology annotation, biological process: regulation of smooth muscle contraction. Bases 576 to 1013 code for a protein of 145 amino acids. Lineage: Eukaryota; Metazoa; Chordata; Actinopteri; Labriformes; Labridae. The record is from RefSeq and is a predicted model, not a curated record. The transcript has 8 exons. Gene Ontology annotation, molecular function: neuromedin U receptor binding.
AACUGCCAUCUUGGUUUUUGACACUUGAAACACCACUGAUCAAAGCCAACAGACAUCCUGAGUCCCAUGCACAGUGACAAACUCUGAAUGAACUAACAUCAGGUGUGUCCCACUGACAUGACACUAUUCUUGCUUAUUGUGUAUAGGAGCAACUUUAAUGACUGAAUUUCCCCCAGGAUAAAUAAAUUAUUUCUGAUUCUGAUGAAAACAUCUCUGUCUCUUAAGGGAGCUCCAUCCCUGACAGAACAUCUCACACAACUGCAACUUUCUGAAUCACAUCUUAAACUGAGUAACUCAUCAAUUUAGCAACUUUCUCUCACGACACUUACUUUCACUUUGAAGUAAACCAACCUGCUAAUCACUUCCAGUAACUUCUCGUGCGCAGGCAGACUCUCCAAUGACGCAGUCUGGUGUUCGCGCGCAAGACCAGAGGGAGGGCGCGCGUAUUUGUGCGUGCCACGAGCCUUCAUAUUACUCUCACACGAGACUGACACUCUCAGAAGAGCAAGAAGUCAAGAAGCUGAGACAACAAACAGAGAAGAAGAAGAGGAAGAAGUAGAAAAAGAAGGAGUAGGAUGAGGACUUUUCAGAUCCAGAGUCAGAUCCAGUCUGUGCCACGCGGCGCCUCCAGCAGUGCGCGGAGUCUGAGCGGCAGCAGCAGCGCCAUGAGUCCCCUCAGCACGGCCAGCAUCGCCAUCACCGCCCUCCUUAUCCUCAGCGUCCCCGUCUGCACAAGUGCUCCUGCAGAGCUCUAUCAAGCCAUAACAGACCAGAGGCAGCUCCUCAGCCAGAUAGGCGCCGUAUGCUCGUCCUACCUCUCUGCAGACCUGCAGGUAUUGGCAUCUGAUAUGUUGGGAGAACUGUGUGUGCUGAUGCUGGUGCAGAAGUCAAAGGAGCUGAAAAGACGAGAAAAUAGUAAAAGAGCUGAGCUGCAGGGCCCGGGGGGAAUCCAGAGCAGAGGUCACUUCCUCUACCGGCCACGAAAUGGAAGACGAUCCUUAGAGUACGAAUGAUUUAAAGAGUCCUCUGAAGCCGAGUGUACAAAGAAGAACCCACACACACACUGAAACCCUGAGCUGCUUAACCACGACCGACCGACCGAUCCGACGCGAUCUGAUGAGACCUGGACUCUCCCUCAGAACUCUGCCUCUGCUGUACAGUGAAGUCUGAAUGUACGACAACAAUAUAACUCUGCUCAUCCGUCCACAUUUUAUUUUGUGUGUCAUUUCCAUUAAAAAUGCUUCAACCUGGA